This is a messenger RNA of Thunnus maccoyii (southern bluefin tuna), 1729 nucleotides long. RefSeq lists its product as uncharacterized. Bases 62 to 1729 code for a protein of 555 amino acids. NCBI's taxonomy places the organism in Eukaryota, Metazoa, Chordata, Actinopteri, Scombriformes, Scombridae. The transcript has 4 exons. Gene Ontology annotation, molecular function: GTP binding. The record is from RefSeq and is a predicted model, not a curated record.
ACGAAAAGCUACAGGCGACAGGCUGAACACCUCCAACUGAUCAGCAAGAGACCAAAUACACAUGUUCAGUCCAUUCUGUUCAGAGCCAUCUGCACCACCAGUCACCCUCACAAUAGAUCAAAUACACCUGUUCCUCCUGAUUGCGCAGCUUUCUAAGCAGGCCCUCACCAUGGCAACGAACACUAAUGCAUUGUUAAAAUAUGAGGACAUCAUCUCUAAAUGUACUUUGAUCUACUCUGGAUCUCCUGCUCACUACCAGCUACCAGCACUAAAGAAAGAGCUUGGAUCCAUAAGAAGAAUGACUCUUGGUAAAAAGGAUCCCAACAAGAUAAGCAAAACCAUCUGGUUGGUAGGAGAGACAGGAACAGGAAAAUCUACUCUGGUCAACACUCUGGUCAACUACGCCAUGGGAGUGAAGUUUGAGGACAACAUCUGGUUUGAGAUCAUAGAAGAGAAGAGAAGUCAGACAUCAGAUGUGAUCGUGUACGAGAUCUUUGGUUUUGAAGGUAAAACUCUUCCCUUCUCUCUGACCAUCAUCGAUACUCCUGGAUGCAGAGACACCAGAGGGAUUGAACAUGAUGUCAUCAUCAGUCAAAGCACUUUUGAUUUAUUUUGCUCAGAAAAUGGGAUCCAAGAAGUCAAUGCAGUGGGUCUGGUGGUGAAGGCGACAGAGUGUCGACUGAAUGAUCAGCUGCAGUACGUCCUGAAGUCAGUGAUGUCUCUGUUUGGAAAAGAUCUGGAAGAGAACAUCGUUGCUCUCAUCACAUACUCAAAUGGAAGACCACCUAAAAAUGUGCUUCAAGCUCUUGAUGCUGCAAACAUUAAAUGUGCCAAAAAUGAGAAGAAUCAAUCCGUUCACUUCCUGUUUGAUAACUGCCAGGAUGAAGACCGGACAGAUGACAUACAAGACCUGAAACAUGCUGAUAAAAUAACAAUGAAAGGAAUGAAACAGUUUACAGAGUUUUUAGAACAAACUGCACCUCAAAAGCUGCAAAUAACAAAAGAAGUCCUGAAAGAGCGAAUUCAACUGACAGCCUGCAUCAACAACCUGCAAGACAGAAUCAAGUUAAUUGAACUAAAACAGAGCAAAAUCCAACAGACUGAAGAAGCUCUGAAGAAACAUGAACAAGAGAUGAAGGAGAAUGAAGAGUUCACUUCAGAAGUUGAAGAGACUUACAAAGACAAAGAACCUAUCGAUGGAGGGAUGUGGUGGCUUGUUUUUUAUGAAGGAGCUGUCACCUGUAACGUCUGUGAAGAGAACUGUCACCAUCCUGGAUGCACAAUGGCCUGGGAUGCCUCAUGGUGUAAGGUCAUGAAUAAAGGCCACUGCACUGUUUGUCCUGGGAAGUGUCCUGCAUCAGACCAUGUGAAAGAAAAGUGGAUCUAUGCAAACAAGACAAGGAAAGGUACAAAGACCAAACAAGAUGUGAAAGAGAAGUAUGAAAAAGAAAGGAUGGAGAGUGAGAAGAAGACAAGUCAUUUGGAAGAUCUUGAUAAAGAGAUGCAAAACCUUGAGGCAGAGAAAACACAGUUGAUGGAAGAGUAUAAACAGCAUCAUACUAAACUGGAGCAGAUCGCCCUCUGUGGUGAUUCUCGAUCCCCUAAUGUCGUGUUGAGCCCACUAAUUGAGAAGAUUAAGGAAAAACAGGAUAAAGAAGGUCAAGAAACUGGAGGAAGCAUCUCAGGUGAAAGAAGAAACAAAGGCAAAGCAGCAGAGCCUGUUUAUUAA